This is a messenger RNA of Chironomus riparius, 2088 nucleotides long. The record is from the annotation of a GenBank genome assembly. Lineage: Eukaryota; Metazoa; Arthropoda; Insecta; Diptera; Chironomidae.
UAAAACUACAUGCUGAUAAUAUUCUCAGUUUACACAUUUUCAAGACACAAGCUUGUUGUGGAUUUUGAUUUGCUCAUCCAAAAAUUUAAUUUAGCUGCCUGGAUCACUUGACAGGCAUUGCCAUGAUUGCCAGCCUAAGCUUAUUGAAUGUUUUAAUAGUCAUUCAACUGCUACAUCCAUCAACAUGCUCGCCAAGAAAUCUUGAAGCUCAAAUUCAGGAACUAAAAAUCAAAGCAAUCACUUCCGUUGAACUUUCAUCGAUGAGCUUUGAUGAAAUUCCAAGUUUGUUCUUCCUUUACGAGAAUCUCGUCAACAAAAGGUUCGAGUCAGUCCAAAAAAAUAAUCCGAAAAAGUUUGAGGAAUUCAGGAAGAUCCAUCAAUAUUAUGCAAUCCAAAAUUCAUUCUACUCAUUAAAGCUGAGAGAUGUUAUGGUUGUUGAAAGCUUCAAUGCAGCAGAUCUUGACAUAAUCAGCAAUAAAGUCAACUGGACAGAGAAUGAGAUCAUUAGCUAUGGAUUCUUAGGGAAGCAAAAGGAAGUUCCAAAGUACUACAUUAAAAGAGAAAUGAUUUUUCACGAGGAAUCUCUGGCUGACUUUUUUAUAGCUCAAUACUUUUAUGAUAACUUGAUCCACCCGAAGGACCAUCCAAGUGAUGACGAAAUGGAACUAAGGAUAAGAUUCUUCCUGCAUGUUACAUCAGAUAGCUAUGACAGUAAGCCACUGACAAAUGAGUUUAUCAUUGGAAUGAUUGAGGAUCAAAAUGGUGAAAUGAUCAGCGACCAAAUCAGGAUGCUUAUGAAAUACAGGUUUAGGCACUUGUUGGAUCGAUUCUUGCCUAAUCAACUAAGUUUUGUUGAAAAAGUGACCAAAAUGUUCAGCAAGGAUGAAGAGAUUCUUGGAAAUCUUUGGGGAAUCAACGAUAGUCAGCCUUACUUCCUUAGAUAUUUUAGGUUCUUAUCCUCGAAUGACAAAGUCUAUAACUUGAAGAAUAUCGCUGAGAAAUUCUUCAUAAUUGGAACUGAGUCAAACUUAACCUCAAACUCAAAGAAACUGCAAGCUGACAAUAUUUUCAGUGGUAAGAACCAAAUCCUAAACGUACUGUACAGAAUCUACGAGAAAAGGAAUGAAAAUUUUACAAAUGACUUCCUUGAAGUUACAAAAUAUCAAGUCAGUGAUGACAUAAUGAGCAAGCUAAAGCAAGAGAGGAACUUCCUAGACUUUGUGGACUCAUCAAGCUACUCAGCCACUGCAAAGCGCGAAUUUUAUCUGUCAAAUUCCUUCAACAUGAUCAGCAGCACCAGGAACAAGACAGAAUUGAUGCAUUUUUGGAGCAGGCUUAAGCUACAUUUUAACAAUCAUGAGCUUAAAUGGUUCAUAACUCAAAAAGAGACAAGCUACAAUCAGACGCAGUUGUUCCUGCUGACAAGUCACGGUGAUGUUAGCUAUGUUGAAGCCUUCCUGAAUUUGACCAAAACUUACCUCAGCAGAGAUGAAAUUAAAGAGCUUUUAAUCCAAAGAUCCCCAGUCAGCCAAGAGUCGUUCAUUACUCGAUACAUGAUAAUCAUCAGGAAGACUGAAAUCUUGGAACUAAACUACAACUUUGCUAAGGAAUACUUAACACAUGAUGAGCUAAAGAACCUGAUUUUCAACAAUAACCCAGCUGAAUUCAUUCACAAAAUGUCGGGAAAUAAGAAAAUCUUCAAAUUUUUUAUGGACGCUUUGCCAGAAUUCUACACAAUAAAUGAAAUCCUGGACAUGCUUAUGGCAACUGAUGAGUACGGCAGCAAUAUUAUUUUUAACAUGGUGACAUCAGGAAAUAAAUAUAAUCGCAGGAAUGAUGUUGUGGUUUACUUAAAGGAUGUCUUUAAAGAUCAUCAAGACAAGUUAAAGGAGUUGUUAGCAGCUAGGAACAAUGUUGGACAGACUGUAUUUGGACGGUUCAAAGAUUCAUACGAUAAAGAUGGACUUGGGCCAUUUUUGGAGCUUGCUAAGGAGAUUUUUACUGAAAAGGAGAUUGAGGAACUUUAUAAGGAUCAGAGAAGUGAUUAGGCAUUGAUAAUUUGGUCUUGAACUCGAAUUCAGCAUGAAC